Molecule: messenger RNA, 2238 nt
Organism: Lachancea sp. 'fantastica'
Lineage: Eukaryota; Fungi; Ascomycota; Saccharomycetes; Saccharomycetales; Saccharomycetaceae
Source: the annotation of a GenBank genome assembly
AUGCCAGCGAGAGUAUCAAUUUCUGAAAAAGGAGAGUUUUUGGACCCAGAUGGUAAUCAAAUUCAAUUGCGCGGUGUCAACCUUGAUCCUAGUGUAAAGUAUCCUUCAACUCCUCACUGCAAAAGCCACGACCCUCUAACACCAUCGUUCUAUGAUGCUGCGAAUUCUGUCUGUUUCAUAAACCAUCCUUUGAAGCUCGAGGAAGUUGAGGGUCACAUCUCGAAGUUGAAGUCUUUGGGGUAUAACACUAUUAGGUACCCGUUCACUUGGGAGGCACUUGAGCACGAAGGGCCCGGAAAAUACGAUUUUGAGUUCAUGGACUACACAAUCAAGGUUUUUAAAAAAAUAAACGACCUUGGAGGAAUGUACAUAUAUCUGGACCCACACCAAGACGUUUGGUCACGAUUUACCGGCGGUUCUGGCGCGCCUUUAUGGACGUUUUACUGCGCGGGUUUUGAACCCCGGCAUUUCUCCGAUACAGAAGCUGCAAUUCUACAGAACACUUACAUCAACCCAAGCAAUGGAAAAGAGCAAGAGCCUUAUCCCAAAAUGCUGUGGCCAACCAAUUAUUUCCGCCUUGCUGCCCAAACCAUGUUCACACUUUUUUUUGGCGGCAAGAAAUACGCGCCUAAAUGUGUCAUCAAUGGUCAAAACAUCCAAGACUAUCUGCAGGACAGAUUUAUAGGUUCCGUGAUGACUUUUUACCAGCGAAUCAAAAAGACGGCUCCCGAGCUGUUUGAAAAUUACUGCAUAUUGGGCUUAGAAACCAUGAAUGAGCCCAACGUUGGAUAUUUUACUGACCCUAACUUGUCAGAGUUGCCCAAGAACCGCAAGCUCAAAAGAGGUACAAUGCCUACAGCUUUGCAGUCUUUUCAACUGGGCGAAGGCUUGCCCGCAACAGUGGAUACCUAUGACAUUUCAGUUUUCGGGCCCAGGAAGACUGGUACUGCUUCAAUUGACCCACGAGGAAUCUCGGCCUGGCUUACGAAAGACUCGAGGGAUGAGACUGACCAACUCUACCAAUGGAAAAGAGGGUCAGAAUGGGAAGCGGGUGUUUGCAUUUGGCGAUUACAUGGUGUCUGGGACCGUAAGGAGCUCGGAAACCCUCAAAUGCUCAUCUCUGAUUACUUUGCUCGCGAUCCAAGCACAGGGGCUAAGAUGGACUUGAGAUAUUUCAUCAAUACGCUAUUUGUUUCCCACUUUGAAAAGUUCCGGAAGGAAUUUAGAGACUUGGAUGCCGAAUCUUUUCUGUUUUUGCAGCCCCCAACAUUACAAGAGCCUCCAAGACUUAAGGACACGGAUAUGAUAGAUGAAAAAACAAUUUAUGCUUGCCAUUUUUACGAUGGUAUGUCAUUGAUGUUCAAAUCUUGGAACAGGAUCUACAAUGUGGACACGCUAGGUAUAAUGCGUGAAAAAUACGCUAAUCCCAUUUUUAGUGUUGUACUCGGCGAGAACAUGAUAAGGAAGUGCUUUCGGAAGCAGCUCGCGCAAAUGAAAGAGGAAGGAAAAGACUUUUUGGGUGACAAGGUCCCCAUUUUUUUCACUGAGAUUGGUAUGCCAUUUGACAUGGAUGAGAAGAAAGCUUAUCAAAAUGGUGAUUUCACUUCGCAGAUCGGGGCACUCGACGCUCUUGGGUAUGCACUGGAAGGUAGUAACCUAUCUUUUAGCCUGUGGUGCUAUUGCAGCAAUAAUUCUCAUGAAUGGGGAGAUAAUUGGAAUAAUGAAGACUUCUCCAUUUGGAGUAAAGACAAUGUAAGUGGUAUUCCUGCAUUAAAACCAGCUUCCGAAUCAGAUCAGGAUAGCGCCUCCGACGUCGUAUCUUCCUUCUCCACCAUUCCACACGGUCAUGUGGCCAGCCUCAGUAAUGAAAGUAUCCAUUACGAUUAUGACGGGCUGAGAGCACUAGAUGCAAUUCUUCGUCCAUACCCAGUUAAAAUAUAUGGCGAAUUUGAAAAUGCGGAAUUUGACUUGAGCAGACAAGAAUACAGACUGGCGAUAAAUGCGAAAUCGCGUUCAAAGUCGGACGCCAAUGGUGGCGCGACCUUGAUAUUUCUACCAAAACUUCAUUUCCCGAUGGGUCAGACGAUUAUCAAGACAACGUCAGGCAAGUUCGUUUACGAUCCAGCUCAGCAGUUGCUAAAGUGGUCUCACGAUUCUGGUCAGCAAAAAAUAUCACUUCGAAGAAAAGUAGAGUCAACGAAAAAGCUGGAAGAUCCUGACGCUUGUGUGCUUAUGUGA